GGUGGAUGCUAAAGGGCCACCUAGCGUUUCGCAAUGCUCGUCCACAACUGGACUGGUCCAGGCGUGGGCCCGCGGCGCGUCUCGCACCUGCAUCUGACAAGCCCAGAAAGGUGGAUGCUAAGGGCCACCCUGCGUUUCGCAAUGCUCGUCCACAGCUGGACUUGUCCAGACGUGGGCCCGCGGCGCGUCUCGCGCACGCUCCCUCCACAGAACAGCAGCCAGUACAACGGCCAUCUCCUCUACAAGGCACGGCUCCGCUCUUCGAGAAAGACUUGGGGCCCAUCAUUGCCCAAAGCAGAGGUGGCCAGGGCACAAGGCGUGCCAUCCGAGCACACCAUGCUCCUCCGACGCCUCAAGAUCUACCGCUUUGUCAAGCCCUUGCCUCCCUCUAGCAAGCAUAUUACUGAGUGUGCUCGGUGCUUUUCAAAUGUGGUACUCCGGUAUGGACUUUAAUUCAACACUUUUCAAUUUCGCAAAACGGUCGCCAAUAUCAACGCGUUUCAAAUUCGUGACACAUCGUUGUCGAAGCCUCGGAUUGCAAAACCCGUCUGAUCGGAUGCUGCACCUUUACCGGGGUACUGUGGGUGGACGAAAUCCUGCACCGC
Molecule: messenger RNA, 605 nt
Organism: Effrenium voratum
Lineage: Eukaryota; Dinophyceae; Suessiales; Symbiodiniaceae
Source: the annotation of a GenBank genome assembly